CCGGGCUGGGCUGAGCGGCGCUGGGCGCAGGUUUUGCUGGGGUGCUGCCGGGGCGACAGGGAAUUUGCCCCCCUUGGUUUGACUUUAAAUAUUGUUUUUUUUACAAAAACAAAAAAACAAAACGCCGCACUAAAAGUUAAAUUAAAGAAUCUGGCAUAAUAUUCUGCAGCAUGAAAGUUGCUUUUGUCCUCGCCCUGGCGGUAACCUUCAUCGGAGGCAAACUAUCCGUUCCUGUUGGGCAAGAGAAAACGGGACAGGAAUUGGCGACGCGCUGCGUGGUUGAAGUCUUGUCCAAGGCUCUUUCCAAGGCAAACGCUCCGCCAGUGCAUCCUCAAUGCAGGGAUUUCUUAAGAGCAGGGUUAAAACAUGAAACUGAAAAGAAGAGAGAAGAAGAAACUGCCCCAUUUGAGGGAAGGAGAAGCCAAGAGCAGGAUGAGGUCAGACGGCAAGCAGAGGUGACAAACAUCAGGGGAGGAGACCCACAAGGGGACACAGAGGAGGCAGAGUAUGCGGAGAACUUCUUAAAGGCACUUCAAGAGGAUGAGCACCACCUUCAAAACGGAGGGAGCCAGGAAACCAUCACAAGCUCUGAGGAAAAAAGAAGCACGGAUUACCACGCAAAUGACGAUGAGGAAGAUGGAGCAUCUAAACACAGCCACCAAAAUGAUGAGGUGGUCAGGGAGGUAUCUGUCCACAGUGAUCAGAGGAGCAGAGAGCCCCCCGAAGAAAAGAGGUCCGACACCGAGGACAACGAUGAAAACACCAGGGAAAUCUGGGGACCGGCACAUGGCCACCAUCAGAACAAGCACAGGAGAAGUGGAGACUCAUUUGAAGAAGGAGCGUCAGAAAAGUCAGAAGAAAGUGAGACUGAAGAGAGAGAGAAACGCAUAUGGAAGCCAACUCACAGAUACCAUCACAAGAAGCACAGGAGAAGUGGAGACUCUUAUGAAGAUGAAGCCUCAGAAGAAGAAACUGAAGACAGAGAGAAACGCAUAUGGAAGCCAACUCACAGAUACCAUCACAAGAAGCACAGGAGAAGUGGAGACUCUUAUGAAGAUGAAGCCUCAGAAGAAGAAACUGAAGACAGAGAGAAACGCAUAUGGAAGCCAACUCACAGAUACCAUCACAAGAAGCACAGGAGAAGUGGAGACUCUUAUGAAGACGAACACUAUAUAGAUCCAGAGGAAGAUGAAGAUGAAGAGAAACAAGUCUGGAAUCUAGCUCAUGAAGUUCAGGACCUCAAGAACAAGCGGAAGAGAGGUUCUUCUGAAGAGGAAGACCAGGACUUACUAAGCAUGCAAGAAAGGAAUCAUGAAUUUUCAGAGGAUGAUGAAGCCAAAGCAAAGAGAAUUUGGAGACCUACUCAUACAUACCACCCACAUAAAGAGAGAAGAAAAGGAGAUUCUUCAGAGGAGGAAGAAAGGAGAAACAUACCCGAUGAAGGUGAGGAGGAUGAGAGAGAAAAGCCAUAUUACAGAAGGAAAAAGGAGGAUCAGUCAAGUGAGAUGCUUGAGGAUGACUAUAAGCGACACAACUUGAAGGGUGAUGAAGACCUGAGUAAAAGGCAUUAUCAUUUAGAAGAGAGACGCUAUUCCUACGGGGAUGAGAUCCCUCACCAUGAUGAAUCGGACAAAGAUGAGGGAGAGGAACUGCAAGAAGAUAAAGCAAAGGUCCUCAGAUUCCUUGUAAAAAGGGGGGAUGGGGCUGAAGGCCAGAGCGAGGAGGAGGAAGAGGAGCGAUCCCCUUGGGAGGAGCAGGAGUACCAUCACCCUGCGUGGUGGAAGCACAGCCCCGCACGAGGAGAGAUGGAGGAGAGCAAUCAAGCGGACCUGGACUGGUGGGGCGGAAGACAAGCUGCUGUGGAGACCGACCCACCCCACCUCCAAGAGACCAGGCCACACCUGAGCAGCGAGAUGGUGGAACUGGCCAAACUCCUGAAUCACAAGAAAGCAGGGGUCCCUGGAAUUCUGCAGCCGCAGAAAAGUAGGAGUCUACACCAUCGGCCUCUCACUCCUGAAGAGGAGAAGGAGCUGGAGAACCUGGCGGCGAUGGACAUUGAGCUACAGAAGAUCGCGGAGAAGAUUCACGAAAAGGAGCGAGAAUGACCCCGAUGAGAACCAGCAGCGACGAUACGAUGGGAAAGGCAUCCACAGCU
Messenger RNA from Brienomyrus brachyistius, 2155 nucleotides. RefSeq names its product chromogranin B (gene chgb). The coding region runs from base 171 to 2105 and encodes 644 amino acids. Gene Ontology annotation, cellular component: secretory granule. The transcript is spliced from 5 exons. Lineage: Eukaryota; Metazoa; Chordata; Actinopteri; Osteoglossiformes; Mormyridae. The record is from RefSeq and is a predicted model, not a curated record.